AACUUUCAUCUUAAAAAAAAAAUGACUUUAGGAAUUAUCCAAGACUUUAAGGAUUUUAUAAAGAAAAGGGGAGGAAAUGUUAUGGACUUAGUGCUUGCUGUAAUUAUUGGUACAGUUUUCACUAAAGUGGUUAACUCACUUGUGAAUGACAUUGUUACACCACCACUUGGUUUACUUAUUCAUGGUACAAAUCUUGAAAAUUUCUUCAUCGUUAUUCGUCAUGGUCAAACUCCCAAUGCCAAAUAUAAUACACCUCAAGAAGCUCAAGAAGAUGGAGCAGU
Messenger RNA from Dentiscutata erythropus, 281 nucleotides. The record is from the annotation of a GenBank genome assembly. Lineage: Eukaryota; Fungi; Glomeromycota; Glomeromycetes; Diversisporales; Gigasporaceae.